GAACACCACAGAAGAGAAAAAUAAUUGUUGUCAAGUAAUUAGUCCAAGACAAUGUGUACCACAAGUUGAAUUUCCCUUUAUGAAGUGUUUCCAUUACAGGCAGCAGGUUUGCGGAAAUAUUUGUCAAGCGAAAAUAAUGCAUACCCAAACCCAUCAAAUCUGCGAUGAAAAUCCAUCUGGACCACCAAACUGUCAUAAUCAAAUUAUUUAUAUACCACAACCACAACCAAGAUGUACUUAUUUGGAUGUUUGGCCCUACGUUAGUUGUAAUAUACAAAGUAUGGAUAAUUCGUAUAAUGUUGGUCCGUUUCCUCAAUCACUUGGUCAAUCAUAUGGUUCGUAUCCUUAUGGACAAUACCCCAAUCAAUUUGCCCCAUACCAAAACUUCGGUUAUAAUUUUAAUCAGUACAACCCAUUAUCUUAUGGGUUGGAGAAUUUUUAUAGCGUUUCGAGAGAUGUCGAUGGAACUAAUUAUGAGAAUUUAUUUGGUAAUAAAGGAGUUGUGGGUACUUCCCAAGAGAAUUAUAUCUCUGAAACGAUACCGAUUGAAAUUAAUCAAUUGAAUAAUGAACCAGUUGCGCCGGAACUUGUUCGAGUUGAAGUUAAAACUAAACCCAACGAAAGUGUAUAA
This is a messenger RNA of Onthophagus taurus, 631 nucleotides long. RefSeq lists its product as uncharacterized. Lineage: Eukaryota; Metazoa; Arthropoda; Insecta; Coleoptera; Scarabaeidae. The record is from RefSeq and is a predicted model, not a curated record.